UGCCGGCGAGGCCCGGAACACGCUAGCGGAGUGGAAGAUGGCGGCGGCAGGGGUGGCUGCACCCGGGACCCCAGUCGGGCUGAGGCGGAGGAGCCGCCGGUUCUGACCUCGCUCUGGCUCCAGUGCGCGCGGCGGAGCGUGUGCGAGGCCCCGCGCGUCGGGCAGGGGCGGCGGCGACUGCGCGCCGCCUUGAGGAGCGUCCCGGCGGCGGCGCGGCUGCGGCUGAGGAGAGAGCCGGCUCCGGGCCUCCGCGUCCUUCUGCUCCCCGGGCCCCCCGCCUCCUCGGGGGGGCGGCGGUGGCGAUGUUCUCGGUCCUCUCGUACGGGCGACUGGUGGCCCGCGCCGUGCUCGGCGGCCUCUCGCAGACCGACCCCAGGGCCGGCGGCGGCGGCGGCGGCGGCGACUACGGGCUCGUGACGGCCGGCUGCGGAUUCGGCAAGGACUUCCGUAAGGGCCUCCUUAAGAAGGGCGCGUGCUACGGGGACGAUGCGUGCUUCGUAGCCCGGCACCGCUCGGCAGACGUGCUCGGGGUCGCAGAUGGUGUAGGAGGAUGGAGAGACUAUGGAGUUGAUCCGUCUCAGUUCUCAGGGACUUUAAUGCGGACAUGUGAACGGUUAGUAAAAGAAGGACGGUUCGUCCCGAGUAAUCCCAUUGGAAUCCUCACCACAAGCUACUGUGAGUUGCUGCAAAAUAAAGUACCUUUGCUUGGUAGCAGUACUGCCUGCAUCGUGGUGCUGGACAGAACUAGCCACCGCUUGCACACAGCAAACCUGGGCGACUCAGGCUUUCUGGUUGUCAGAGGUGGUGAAGUUGUGCACCGAUCAGAUGAACAGCAGCAUUACUUCAACACUCCGUUCCAGCUCUCAAUCGCACCCCCCGAAGCCGAGGGAGUCGUCUUGAGUGACAGCCCGGAUGCCGCUGAUAGCACAUCUUUUGAUGUCCAGUUAGGAGACAUUAUCCUGACGGCGACAGAUGGACUCUUUGACAACAUGCCUGAUUAUAUGAUCCUUCAGGAGCUAAAAAAGUUAAAGAAUUCAAAUUAUGAGAGUAUACAACAGACGGCAAGAAGCAUUGCUGAGCAAGCUCAUGAGCUGGCCUAUGACCCAAAUUAUAUGUCACCUUUUGCACAGUUUGCAUGUGACAAUGGAUUGAAUGUGAGAGGUGGGAAGCCAGAUGACAUCACUGUCCUUCUCUCAAUAGUGGCUGAGUAUACAGACUGACUCACCUAGGUGUCAACUCCUGCCUCUCCUUUCAUCAUCCCAAAUUCUCCCCUACCGUGUGUGCUGAUCCUGCUGGCAGGACCAUGUUUCUUUGCUGCUGAUCUCAGUGGCCAGUGAUGUAAGCCUUUUGCCUGUCUUUUUGAGACCCCAUUGAGAUCUUUGUUGAGAACCACUACUGUCAUUCACUAGCUCAUAUCUGCCAGCAACAUUUGAAGAGAAUCAAGAUUUGAAGAUUGGUCUUCACUUCACAUUGUCCUUUCCAUGAUGGGAUGGAGGUUUUCAAAGCCAAAAUGUCUAUUACUUUUCAAAAACGGUUGAAGUAUUGAAAAGAGUAAUAUUGGUAAAGUGAAUUCAAAAUUAGAAUGUUAAAGGGAUUUUAAAAGUCUAACACAAAUUGUAUGUUAUGGUACAUCUACUAGAAACAUACGUUGUUCAUCAAAAGAUACGUUACACGUGUACUAUACAGUCUGUGUUAUGAUUGGGUGUGGCUUUAUGUUUUCAUUAUAAACUCCUCUAUUUUUCAGGGGCUUAUAAUCUUGCUCUAAAACAUUGUUCUGGAUUACAAAAUCUUGAUCUGGGGGGCUUUUUUUUGGUUACAAGUUGGAAGAAAAAUUCAGUUUAGUUCUAUAUGUGCAAAUGUUUCAUGGUUUUUAAAAGAUGAUUAAUUGUGCUCCUGUGAUGAAAGUUUCAGCAGUUUAUUGAUUACUGCAUAUCACAGGCUGGUGGCCUGAUCUGCAGAGGGGGUUGGGGAGACUCCUUACCAAAAAUUUUUAAUGGAAAUAUUAUUCAAGGUUAUAAAAUUCCUCAAAGCCUACAAAUUUAAUGUUACAGCUGAAAUUCCUCCCAGCUGCCUGAUAUGAUGCCCCCGUGUGGGAGCUUUAGGCCCACAGGCCUGAUGGGUUGAGAAUGGAACAGCUCUAACUUUGAAUUUUGUUGGCCUUUGAUGGUCACGCUAUACCCCUUGUCUCACUCUUAGACCUGUUGUUAGUAGCCUUGCUUUCUAUAGAGCAUGUACCAAAUUCAGGGAGUCCAUGUGGAAAGAACACUGUGGGCAGCGGCACAAGAGUCCACGAGGAAAACUCCUAGUGAUGAUAUGACAUUUGCAUUUGCCCUACACAGAAAUUUAGGGGUUUCUGAAUCAAGCUUAAUGUUUACAGUUUCCGAAUAGCCAUCUUGCAGUGUAUAGUUUCCUUAUAAAAUUACCCCACAUUCAGUUUUUCCAUUAUCUGCAAACUCAAACUUAUUUUUAAGGUUUGUGUACAAGUCGACUGCUGUAAAGAUAUAUAUUUUUGGGUCAGUUUUUUUCCUUCAUUAACUUUGUGGUAGAAAAAUAUAUAUACUUAGAAAUCCUUAAAUUAAAGCCAUGUUUUAUAUAUGUCAGGUAACAUUGGUGUAUAGAUGAGAAUGCAAUUAAACCUAAUGAGAAUCUACUUGAGAAUAUAGAAAGUCUCUUUCUCUAAAGGAGAUACUUACUCCCUGGUUUAUUGCAUUAAAACUUAUGUUUGAGGUUACCUCAACUUGUUUUAAAAGAUUUUGUUUUGUGAAUUUGUACUGUAUAUUUGAGUAACUGUCAAGCUUUUGUUUUAUUUAAAAUUGUUUAACAUGUACCAUGUACAUGUCAUUACUAUAUUUCAAUGCAUCAUGCUUGUAACAGGCAUUUCAUUUAUAAUAAGAAUGAGUUAUUCAUUUGUAAGCCGUUCAGUAAUUUAUCUACUAUUCCUAAAUUGGCAUAAUGUUAGAUAUCUAUUUUGAAUCACCUUUAAUUACAUGUCAGAAUGCCUUAACUACCCUAACUUGACAAAACAGAAUUCUUUGGUAGAGGAGAUGGGGGGUGGGGUGGGGGGUGGAGAGAGACUCUGUUUAAAUAAUGAGAAUCCAUCGUGCUGUGAUAAAACACAGAAGCGUGAGUGGCAAGUGGCGGGGUAUUUAUUUUGCACAAACUAUUUGCAGUCUCUGUGUAUUUAAAAAGUAAAGAAAGUUGCAUCCAGAAGGGUUUUGUUGGAAGGAAUACAUUUACACUUGGGCUGACAACUUCAGUUCUUUUGUUGGGUUUUUAAUUAUUUCUGGUCAGAGGUAUGGAGCCUUAUGAUCUGGAUAUAUUUUGUAUUAAUUUUCCAAUGCAUACAUUUAAUUCCUGGUAAGAGCAGUGCUGGUCACGUCACUGGCUUUCUCUGCACUCAUCUAAACCCAUCAAACACAAUCUUUUUUUUUUUGCGGUACACGGGCCUCUCACUGUUGUGGCCUCUCCCGUUGCAGAGCACAGGCUACGGACGCGCAGGCUCAGUGGCCAUGGCUCACGGGCCCAGCUGCUCCGCGGCAUGUGGGAUCCUCCCGGACUGGGGCACGAACCCGUGUCCCCUGCAUCGGCAGGCGGACUCUCAACCACUGCGCCACCAGGGAAGCCCCAAACACAAUCUUCAUAAAGGUAGAUUGAUGGUUUUUUACACAACUCAUUUAAUCAACUUACUCUUUUUUGAGAAAUGAGCGUUAGAAAUUGACAAUGUGUUUGUUCCAGGGAUGUUGAAAAUAGUGGGACAAGAAUUGAGUUUCACAGGGGAACUGACUUUGGACCUGGCCUGUAGAUUUGGGACACAAAAUAUUUUCUUUUUUUCCCCUGCCCAUUUUGUGUUAUGCACUUAAUUUUAUGACUGCGGGGGUCUGUUGGAGUGCUGCUUAACAAGUAACUCUCCUUCCACUGUCAGUGGUCAGAGGCUGUGUAGUACUCAUACUGGAAUUUUCCAUGUCACAGGACCCAAGUCUUUGUGGGGUGUGCCUGAGAUAUACCACUUGGUGGGUCUAAUUCUGAACUUGAUGUGUUAAUUGUAUUUUAAAUCAAGCAGUAUAAACACACAUAUUGAUACAUUUGCCUCACGUAGUGGACUUUUAUAACAAAAGAGAAUUUGGAUUUCUAAUUUACAAAUGGCAAAUUAUUUAUCCCUCUCUGGAUGCACCAAAGACCAGUAAAGUUUAUAGCUUUUCCAUCUAUAUUUAUAAAGCAAUACUGUAUUAUAAAAAUCAAUAUUUUUAUCACAUGCUUGAAAUUUUUAUUUUGUUCUGUUUUAAAGUGUGCACUCUAAACAUAUCAGAACCUUAUUUCUUCCUGUGAACUUAAGCUGCCUGCGCACAAAAAAGAAUUCACUGAAUGGAUACGCAAUAGAGUCCAUAGGCUCCUAAAAACUGAAAGAAGAAAUGAGGUGGGGAAAACAAGUUACUUGUCCUGAAUUACUGUACUGGCUUGACAUGGUUGAUGGGUACUAAAUCACAAAAGAAUCCAUUCCAGGUGUGCAUGUCUGGGAGUUGGGCUGUAACUAGAUUAGAAACUAGAUUUCGAGCUUUGCAUGAUGGGCGAGUAUCUUAUCACAUCGAUUGCAUUCGUUCUGGAUAGAAUAGUAGCUUUCAGUACCGCCUUCAGUACCACCAACAUACCACAUCAUGUAACAAGGCAGUAAUUGUGGGAAUUCACUGAGUCAGUUUUGAGCGUUUUGGAGAUUGUAAACAAGAUUGGCUAGAACUGUAAAUGUUUGUACUUCUGAUUAAGUUCAUGGUUCCUUGUCACCUUAUACCAGCUAUCUUUGGUAGAAGCUACAGCAUCCAAUUUUCCUGGAAACUCACAUUUUUGCAUUUAACAAGUUUUACAACAUCAAAAAACCAAAAUCUGCUUAUAAAACAAAAUGUGAAACAGAAAACAUUUGGAUUCUAUUGUUUAAAAAAAUUAAAUUCUUUGCAAAAUUGAACUUCAACUAAAAAUCGACAGUGUCCAUGUCAAAAUUUUAACUGUAAGCAGGUAGUUUGUGGCAAAGAUGGCUAAAUAAUGAAGCAAGUCUGAAUUUGUGUAUACUAAUGAGCUGCUUUUUUCUGUUGAGACUAUCAUUAUUUGUCUUACCCAAGAGGCAAUGACCUGAAUUGGAUGUCUGAAGUAUAACUUAUGCAGGAAUAGUUCUGUAAAUACAUUUAAAUAAACUGUAAAGAUAUUUAAUAAAUAUAGUAUUUAUACUAA
This is a messenger RNA of Mesoplodon densirostris (Blainville's beaked whale), 5217 nucleotides long. RefSeq names its product protein phosphatase targeting COQ7 (gene PPTC7). The record is from RefSeq and is a predicted model, not a curated record. The transcript is spliced from 6 exons. Lineage: Eukaryota; Metazoa; Chordata; Mammalia; Artiodactyla; Ziphiidae. Bases 303 to 1220 code for a protein of 305 amino acids.